UUAGCAAUCAUUUUAUAUCUGACAUAUAAUUUCUCUUUUCAAUAUUCGAUAUGUAGAUUAGGUUGUCGUUCAGUAAAGUUCACUUCAUGAUUUGUGCCUAAUUUUUUAUUUUGAGUUUGAACCUUUAAGUUUUCAAUACUGCCUAACCAGAAGAAGGAAUAACGAUGUGGUCUUGUCAAGUAUACCUACUCUGCACUUUCUUUGGUGCUCUCAUCUUGUUGGAAUAUCACUAUUUGUCUAAAAAAUGUCUGAAGCAUCUGAUUCCAAAAUCUUUUUUGAAUAAGAGAUGCUUUUUGGUGUUUUUUGUUCUUUCUCUUGGGGUGGUGGGGGGCAGGGUGGCAACAAGGUAUCUUUUUUCGGUGAGAAUUUUCGGUCGGGGUGCUGGUAUUUUCUACUGGAUUAAACAUAAUUGCCCUGUGAGAACAACUUCAGUAUGAGGUUCUAUAAGUGAGUCCCAGUUACUUCUCUUUUAGAGUUUGAUUGAAUAGCAGGACAGCAAUUUCCCCUGCACCAGGAAUAUAUGCAAGUUUUUUCAUUUGACGAUCGACAUUAAAGUAAAGAGCCAUGCAAAAGGAGAAUAAUACAACUGUGCCAUCAGCUACUACUCCUAGAAUUCGGCACCGCAAAAGAUCCAAUGAGGUUAUUCCAGAACCUAGUAAAGCAAAUGGUGGAAAUUUGCUUGUUAAUGACCGUAACAAAUACAAAUCAAUGUGGAUCCGAACACACUCUACUGUUUGGAUGAUUGGGGGUUUUGCAUUAAUUGUCUACAUGGGUCAUCUCUAUAUUACAGCUAUGGUGGUGGUUAUCCAAAUAUUUAUGGCAAAAGAGCUUUUCAAUCUUCUCAGGAAAGCACAUGAAGAUAGGCAUCUUCCAGGGUUUAGGCUAUUAAAUUGGCACUUCUUCUUCACCGCAAUGUUUUUUGUAUAUGGCCGCCUUCUUAGCCAACCACUCGUCAAUACUGUAACUUCGGAUAAGUUUUUGUAUCAGUUUGUUAGCAGCCUUAUCAAGUAUCAUAUGGCUAUCUGUUACUUCUUGUACAUUGCAGGUUUUAUGUGGUUUAUUCUUACAUUGAAGAAGAAGAUGUACAAGUAUCAAUUUGGCCAGUAUGCAUGGACACACAUGAUUCUGAUCGUGGUCUUCACACAGUCGUCCUUUACUGUGGCCAAUAUCUUUGAAGGAAUUUUUUGGUUUCUUCUUCCAGCAUCGCUUAUUGUUAUCAAUGACAUUUUUGCUUAUAUCUUUGGUUUCUUCUUUGGAAAAACCCCAUUAAUCAAAUUGUCUCCUAAGAAAACAUGGGAGGGUUUUAUUGGAGCGUCUGUUACAACUAUCAUCUCUGCAUUCGUGCUUGCAAAUAUCUUGGGUCGUUUCUGUUGGCUAACCUGUCCAAGGAAGGAUUUAUCAACUGGUUGGCUCGAAUGUGACCCAGGUCCAUUGUUUAAACCAGAGAAUUAUAUCUUACCAGGAUGGAUUUCUCAAUGGUUUCCUUGGAAAGAGAUCUCCGUUUUGCCUGUUCAGUGGCAUGCUUUAUGCUUUGGUUUGUUUGCAUCAAUAAUAGCACCUUUUGGGGGAUUUUUCGCAAGUGGUUUUAAAAGAGCUUUUAAGAUCAAGGAUUUUGGUGAUAGUAUUCCUGGGCAUGGUGGAAUUACAGAUAGAAUGGAUUGCCAGAUGGUGAUGGCGGUAUUUGCAUAUAUCUAUCAUCAAUCAUUUGUCAUGCGUCAAGGCAUCUCAGUUGAAAUGAUCCUGGACCAGAUAUUGACAAACCUUACUUUCGAGGAGCAGCAAAGUCUUCUCAUGAAGCUGGGACAGAUCUUGCAGGAAAGACUUGAACAUUCUUAAAUAUUCGGGCAUAAUUUUGUGCAAGCUACUGGAACGUAUUGCUUGCACCUGGUGGUGUUAAGUUGUAACAGCAAAAGAAGGAAAAGAAAGUGAUUUGUAUAUGGUGUUGUGUUUUAUGUUUUUCCAUUAAAAAAUUUUAGGCAGAAUAGUAUUCUUUAUGCGCCCAGUUUGUAUAGUAUAUGUUAGGCCAAUUAAUUGUUAAUUGCCUAAUUGCCCGUCAGUCACUGCGUCCUGAAUCGAUCAUUAUAUGUAUGCUGGUUUCUUUGUUCUUCCGAAUCGAAAAAAGGAAUAUGAAUUGCUGUAUGUUGUCCUCAUAAA
Messenger RNA from Gossypium arboreum, 2154 nucleotides. Its product is annotated as phosphatidate cytidylyltransferase 1-like. Gene Ontology annotation, molecular function: phosphatidate cytidylyltransferase activity. Gene Ontology annotation, cellular component: endoplasmic reticulum membrane. The record is from RefSeq and is a predicted model, not a curated record. Lineage: Eukaryota; Viridiplantae; Streptophyta; Magnoliopsida; Malvales; Malvaceae. The transcript is spliced from 12 exons. The coding region runs from base 565 to 1836 and encodes 423 amino acids.